AUGCUUGGGAUAUGUGCAAGGCUGAGGAGUUGCAUGAAGAUGUUGCGUAACAGAUUAUUUGUAAGGAACUUCAGAGUGGUUAUUCUCGGGUCUGAGCAGAGUGGCAAGUCUACGAUUGUGUCGAGGGUGUUCGGAGAAUGGCCGAAGCGUUUUAGGAAGCAGAAGGAUGUGGAUGUGUAUGAGUUCAGAGAGGGCAAUAUAAACUACAUGGUGUAUGAUGUGAGCGGGAAGAGGCCGCUGAAGGCAAGGUGGGACCAUUUGUACAGAAUGAGCGAUGUUCUAUUGUACUGUGUGGAUUCGAGUGCUUCUGCAAACGAUCUUGCGAGAAGCAAACAGGAUCUACUGUCUAUGCUAUAUAGGAGCAUAUGGACAAAGAGGAACAUGCUUGUUCUUGGGACCAAGAGCGAGGUUGAUGGAGCGAUUGGCAGCAAGGAGAUGAUUUUUGCAAUGGACUUGCUGUCGAUUGCAGACAGGGAGAUUUCCUGCUUUUCAGUGUCUGCUUCGAAUGGUAUGAACAUUGGGAUGGUGAAUAUGUGGCUGAAGGAGCAGUGUGAUGCAGCGAUGGCUGAUUGA
Ordospora pajunii is the source of this 573-nucleotide messenger RNA. RefSeq names its product ADP-ribosylation factor family domain-containing protein. Lineage: Eukaryota; Fungi; Microsporidia; Ordosporidae. Bases 1 to 573 code for a protein of 190 amino acids. The transcript has a single exon. The record is from RefSeq and is a predicted model, not a curated record. Gene Ontology annotation, molecular function: GTP binding; GTPase activity.